GGCUGCUCUGAGGCGCAUAGUCCCGGACACCAGGGUGCCACGCACGCGCUGAAGCCCCUAGUGCUCUCAAGGCUUCCAGCUAAUCAUGCCCCAGCCGCCCGCAGCUGCCUUGCCGCUGCCUGUGCUGCUGCUGCUGCUGCUACUCCUGGUGGUGCGGACGCCGUCCCCGGCUGGCGCGCGGCCAUCCCUAGGCCCCGAUUACCUGCGGCGCGGCUGGCUACGGCUGCUGGAGGAGGGCGAGGGCUGCGCUCCCUGCCGGCCAGAAGAGUGCGCCUCGCCGCGGGGCUGCCUGGCCGGCCGGGUGCGCGACGCGUGCGGCUGCUGCUGGGAAUGCGCCAAUCUCGAGGGCCAGCUCUGCGACCUGGACCCCAGUGCCCACUUCUACGGGCGCUGCGGCGAGCAGCUUGAGUGCCAGUUGGACGCUGGUGGCGACCUGAGCCGCGGAGAGGUGCCCGAGCCGCUCUGUGCCUGCCGCUCGCAGCGCCCUCUCUGCGGUUCCGACGGCCGCACCUACGCUCAGAUCUGCCGCCUGCAGGAGGCGGCCCGCGCUCGGCCGGACGCCAACCUCACCGUGGCGCACCCCGGGCCCUGCGAAUCGGAGCCCCAGAUUGUGUCACACCCAUAUGACAUUUGGAACGUGACGGGGCAGGAUGUGAUCUUUGGCUGUGAAGUGUUUGCCUACCCCAUGGCUUCCAUCGAGUGGAGAAAGGACGGCUUGGACAUUCAGCUGCCAGGGGAUGACCCCCACAUCUCUGUGCAGUUUAGGGGUGGACCCCAGAGGUUUGAGGUGACGGGCUGGCUGCAGAUCCAGGCUGUGCGUCCUAGCGAUGAGGGCAUCUACCGCUGCCUGGCCCGCAAUGCCCUUGGCCAGGUUGAGGCCCCAGCUAGCCUGACAGUGCUCACACUGGACCAGCUGAACUCCACAGGCAUCCCCCAGCUGUCAUUCCUGCACCUGUUUCCUGAGAAGGAGGCUGAGAGUGAAGAGGCCGAGGAUUACUACUAGGUCCAGAGCCGUGGCCCAUGGGGGUGGGUGAGUGGGGGUAGUUUUCAACCCUGCUCUUGAAAAGAUCUGGAAAGGAGGAGCAGGGCCCCUUCACAGAUUGCUUUAAUGCCCUUAGUAGGGGAGAUGUGAUGGUGGUGGGAGAGACAAAAGUUGGAGGGUAAGGAGAGCGGCAGAGACUAGGGGAGGUGGGAUGCAGAGGGGCCCAUGCAGGAGUGCUCUGGCCAGGACAGUCUCCUGUGUGGACCAGCCAGGCAUUAGGCAGUAGCUGCCUGCUGGUCUCUAGGCUGAGUGGGGAGUGGGGAGUAGGGGUGGGGAGGAGUGGAGCUGACACAAAGGGGUGCAGACACCAGGAUCCUCUACUUCUUUCCAGCAGCCCUCCCUCCAGCUCUGCUCAGCCAGUCUUCUGACUGCCCUUCUGCACAGCUCCUGCUGUUAUUUUCCUAGUCCCCAGUCUUUGCCUAACCUCAGUCUACCCUUUCUCGAAACUCACCUUCUAGAAAAUCUCCCUCUCUCUAAGUCCCAAUUGCACAUACUAACUGCAGUCCUCUUUGCUGUUUGCCAUCUGCUGUCCAGGAAGGCACGAUGGAGCGUGGUUUAGCUCAGUGCAGUAAGAUGGGCAUUUGGGCAUGUCUGAUUUUCCUGUCAUUCUGGGAACUCCAUGAGGGCAGUACCAUAUAUUAUACCACUUUGUACUGGACGAUGCCUAGCACAAGACUAGGCACA
Molecule: messenger RNA, 1726 nt
Organism: Physeter macrocephalus (sperm whale)
Lineage: Eukaryota; Metazoa; Chordata; Mammalia; Artiodactyla; Physeteridae
Gene: KAZALD1
Product: Kazal type serine peptidase inhibitor domain 1
Exons: 5
Coding region: 86-1003 (305 amino acids)
Biological process (GO): regulation of cell growth; regulation of signal transduction
Cellular component (GO): interstitial matrix; extracellular region
Molecular function (GO): insulin-like growth factor binding
Source: RefSeq, a predicted model, not a curated record